AGGUUCUGAAAGGUUGGUAGAUGGGUAUAUGUCUCGGCAGCAACUAGUACAGCUUACAAUACACUAGGCGGGCUGAAACUGAUUUUGGAUUACAUUGUAAAGUAGUCAAUACUCAUACAUCAAGGGGAACAACUUGUAACUACUACAUUGUAAGGUAUCAAGAACAAGCACCUUCACAUUUGUAUUAUAUGAGUUCUACAGUUCUUGUUUCCUACUCGUUCUUAAGCUCAACCUGAAUCUCAUACUCCGCGUCUCAGCAUCAUCAUUUUCAAAAAAAAUGAGCGUCGUCCAGUACGGUGUAGGCAUUGCAAUGUGCCUCGUUUUUUUCGGCGGCUGCUGUCUCUGUUGCCGCAAUACGUACCGUUGUUGCCUCUACGACUGCUUCGGGUUUCCAAGGCCCGACGACUCACAGGACCACAACAGCGGAGCAUUAUACUCAAAUAAGGUGCAUCCUGGAAGUACUAGUACAGGGAAGAUUGGUACAGGGAAGAACAGUUAUUUUGACCUAGAAAAAGCCCUUCCACGACAAGGACCUCCUGGCACUGGACCAGUAAUGAGUGGGUUCACUACUGAGCAGCUUCGCGCUUACGACGAACUGCAUGAUUCUUCUAAGAACAAGCCUGAUACUUGUAUGAAGGGGAAAAAAGGCAGUCGAGAAGCCGAUGCAGUCAGUGUGGUGUCGGCCAACCGAUGGAUCCAGUCAAAAACGAUCUCAUCUUUGAGAAUCGAGGUCUGCAAUUGA
Molecule: messenger RNA, 742 nt
Organism: Amoebophrya sp. A25
Lineage: Eukaryota; Dinophyceae; Syndiniales; Amoebophryaceae
Source: the annotation of a GenBank genome assembly